AUGCCACCAAAGUUUAACUCGUUCAAGUGGGAUACCAUUCCAGAAGACCUCUACACCCGGCUGGGAAAGUCCGGCCUCCAGAUUUCUAGAAUCGUCCUAGGAUGUAUGUCCUAUGGCCGCAAGUCGUGGUUUGACUUUGUGCUAGAAGACGAGGACGAAGUGUUCACGAUCAUGAAGAAAGCUUAUGACAGCGGAAUUCGUACUUUUGACACCUCGUGCAAUUACUCCAACGGAUUCUCUGAAAUCCUCGUUGGAAAGUUCCUCAAGAAACACAACAUCGACAGACGCACGGUCGUUAUCUUGAGCAAGUGUUUUUUCCCUCCUAACGAGUCGGAUCCAGACACAAACAUCAUCGUCCCCGGAACGGCCGAAGGAUCGGAGUACAUCAACCGAUACGGGCUUUCGAGAACCAACAUCCUGGACUCUGUGGAUAAAAGUAUCGAAAGACUUGGCACUCACAUCGACGUGCUACAGGUCCAUCGGUUCGACACAAACACACCGAUCGAGGAGACGAUGGAGGCGCUGCACGAUGUUGUCAAGUCCGGCAAAGUUAAGUACAUCGGAGCUUCUACCAUGAGAGCGUACCAGUUUGUUGAAAUGCAACACGUUGCCGAGCUGCACGGUUGGACCAAGUUUAUCUCUAUGCAGAGCUAUUACUCUCUGUUCUACAGAGAGGAGGAAGACGAGCUGAUUGCGUACUGCAAGAAAACUGGAGUUGGACUUAUUCCGUACUCACCGCUCGCCGGAGGAGUGCUAGCCAGGCCAUUCGAUAAGAUGUUCAACACUACACCUCGUUCCAGUAUAGGUCUUUCAGUUGCCAUGUUCGGAUUGAACGAGAUUACCGACAAGGACAAAUUACUGCUUUCCAGAAUUGAGGAAUUGGCAAACAAACACAGGGUGAAAAUGGCCACUGUGGCCAUCGCCUGGUGCUUGGCCAAGGACCACAAUCCUAUUCUGGGUCUCAACAAGGUGGAGAGAAUCGACGAUGCAAUAGCCGCUAUCAAGCUGAAACUCACCGAUGAGGAAGUUGCGUAUCUUGACGAACCAGAUGUUUCCCGAAAGCUGCCUAACUUAUACCACUAG
Molecule: messenger RNA, 1083 nt
Organism: Ogataea parapolymorpha DL-1
Lineage: Eukaryota; Fungi; Ascomycota; Pichiomycetes; Pichiales; Pichiaceae
Product: Aryl-alcohol dehydrogenase
Exons: 1
Coding region: 1-1083 (360 amino acids)
Source: RefSeq, a predicted model, not a curated record